AGUUUGUCUUUUAAAAGUCCAAUGGAAAGACGGUGGUCAGGAAAAAAGUCGUGAGAUACGUCAUUAUCAGUGGAUAAAUUGGCCAGAUCGUGGUGUACCGCCAUGUCGACUCACAUCGAUGGUUCUUUUAUCAAAUAUUCGUGGUACCAAGAAACCAAUUGUGGUACAUUGCUCUGCUGGUAUUGGUAGGACCGGCGCAAUUGUAGCAAUUGAGUAUAUUCUGGAGAAACUUCAGCAAGGUAUACCGUGCGAAUCAAUGGAUAAAAUUCUUAAAGAACUACGAAAUCAACGACCAUUUACCAUACAAAAUGAUAUGGUACCUAAAUGCUAG
Molecule: messenger RNA, 331 nt
Organism: Acanthocheilonema viteae
Lineage: Eukaryota; Metazoa; Nematoda; Chromadorea; Rhabditida; Onchocercidae
Source: the annotation of a GenBank genome assembly